Messenger RNA from Columba livia (rock pigeon), 4462 nucleotides. It is a transcript of the gene SCAMP1, whose product is annotated as secretory carrier membrane protein 1. The transcript is spliced from 9 exons. Gene Ontology annotation, cellular component: trans-Golgi network membrane; recycling endosome membrane. The record is from RefSeq and is a predicted model, not a curated record. Lineage: Eukaryota; Metazoa; Chordata; Aves; Columbiformes; Columbidae. The coding region runs from base 181 to 1200 and encodes 339 amino acids. Gene Ontology annotation, biological process: protein transport.
CACUUCCGGGGCGGCCAUUUUGGGUGGCCGGCGCUGCGCGGCUGGUCGGUGGCGGUGGGGGCGGGCUCGGCCCGGGCCGCAGCGGUUGGUGGCAGCGGCGGGGGGACAGCCGGCGAGUGUCGGGGGCGCCGCAGGGGAAGAGCCGUCACUCGGUGAUCGCAGCGCCCGCCUGCCCCCGCCAUGUCGGACUUCGACAGCAACCCCUUCGCCGACCCGGACCUCAACAACCCCUUCAAGGAUCCUUCUGUGACACAAGUGACAAGAAACGUUCCUCCGGGGCUAGAUGAGUACAAUCCUUUCUCUGAUUCAAGAACACCUCCUCCAGGAAAUGUGAAAAUGCCUAAUGUACCCAGUACCCAGCCAGCAAUAAUGAAACCAACAGAAGAACCACCUGCUUAUACAAAAAUUGCAAAGGAGCAUGCCUUGGCCCAGGCAGAACUGCUAAAGCGUCAAGAAGAACUGGAAAGAAAAGCAGCUGAAUUAGAUCGCAGAGAAAGGGAAAUGCAGAGUCUCAAUCAGCAGGGGGGUAGAAAAAAUAACUGGCCACCUCUUCCUGAGAAUUUUCCAGUAGGUCCUUGUUUCUACCAGGACUUUUCUGUAGACAUUCCUGUAGAAUUCCAGAAGACAGUAAAGAUUAUGUACUAUUUGUGGAUGUUCCAUACAGUGACACUGUUUCUUAAUAUCUUUGGAUGUUUGGCCUGGUUUUACGUUGAUGCUACGCGAGGGGUUGAUUUUGGAUUGAGUAUUCUCUGGUUCUUGCUUUUUACCCCUUGUUCUUUUGUCUGCUGGUACAGACCACUUUAUGGAGCUUUCAGGAGCGACAGUUCAUUCAGGUUCUUUGUGUUCUUCUUUGUAUAUAUCUGUCAGUUUGCUGUACAUGUACUUCAAGCUGCAGGAUUUCAAAGAUGGGGAAACUGUGGGUGGAUUUCAUCUCUUACUGGUCUUAACAAGAGUAUUCCUGUUGGCAUUAUGAUGAUAAUCAUAGCUGCACUCUUCACAGCAUCUGCUGUUAUCUCAUUAGUUAUGUUUAAAAAGGUGCAUGGUCUCUACCGCACGACUGGUGCCAGUUUUGAGAAGGCGCAGCAGGAGUUCGCAACGGGAGUGAUGUCCAACAAAACUGUACAAACUGCUGCAGCCAACGCCGCAUCAACAGCAGCAACCAGUGCGGCUCAAAACGCCUUCAAGGGAAACCGCAUGUAGGGAAACAUAAAAAGUCAUCACGGUUCUCUUCGAUUGUACCUUAUUUUCCAGCUACUUAUAAUAUUCCCUAAAAGCCUAGGUCAAAAUUCACACAGCAUGUUUGUCUCUUCUGCAGCUGUGCAUGGGUAAAAUGGGAAAUGUUUGGUUUAUUUUAUUAUAAACUUAUUUAUUUUAAAAAUAUAGCCAUUCUUUUCCCUUCUUUAAGAUGUUGCAUUCUAGAAUAUAAAGCCUUCCAUAUUAUAUGGAGGAAAAAUAAUUUCAACAGUUGGCCUAAGAAUUAAUUAUGUUAUAUAAUGAUUAAAUAAAUGUAUUAAUAAUUUUGAAGGUAUUUUAGUGGUUCACUCUAGGGUUAUUUUGGGGGUUGGAUCAAUUAUUUUUCUUCGUAAGAACUCUUUUUCCUAUUUCUGCUAUAAGAAGUGGAGUAGGCUGAGAGAUGUAGCAAGUUAAGUUUGGCUACUACUUUUACCGUUUCAGCAGCUGCUGGAGAACAAAUACGAGUAGAUAUUAUAAAUUCUUUCCUUGCGUUUUUUUUUCUAGGAUAAGUCUUUUGAUAUAAGCCUGUAAGUUUGCAUGAGUACUGUUGAGUUACUUGAUCUUGUUUAAAUAGUGUUUUGCUCCAGAAUUUACCUGUGCCACUUUAUAAUGGUAGCGUUUGUUUGUAUCUAUUUUCAUGGAGUAUUCUCUACCUGUGAGAAAUGGCUAUGGUACAUAAACAUUCUCUGUAAUGGAAUGUGUAAUGCAGUGUACACUUUUAAGGAAGUCAAAUGAUGGUUUAAAUCACAAAGCUAAAUGAUUAUAUAUUUGCUGGUUUUAAUUUCAGUAUUCAUGUACUGGAGUAAUAAUUUUGCUGGAAAAGAAAUGGAUACUGACUUUUAGAACACUAGUUUCUUGCCCUCCUUCUCUCUUCUCUGUGCAGUGGUAUUUUGUUGUAUUUGGAAAUUUUUUGGUUUUUUUUAAUGUAGAUUUGUGUUUAACAGUGGUACUAAAUCUCUAGCCUAGUGAGUCACUCUGCUUUCUGCUUGUCCAAAAACCUACACAUACAGUAUUUAAUUUUCUAACAGGAAUAUUGUCUAAACCCAAGAUUUUUAGGCAAUGGCAUUUAACAGAUACUUGAAUUCAUUUUAACAUUAACUCAGCCAUCUCUAUGAUGUGAUUUAAGCUGAGGGAAAAAAACCUUUUAAACUAUUUUGAGUUGGAAAAGUAAGAAAUCUUCAUCUUUAACAAAAUCAAAUUUUAACUCAUUGGACUGGAGGCCUAAGAGAUUAAAUUGCUGCUGUGGAACUGAACAAUCCAUAAUGGUACCUACCAUCAUAAUAUUCUACAAUAUAAUCAAGUCUUAGUGUAAUGUCAUAUUUCUGUCCUUUGAAGACUAGUUAUAUUCUUGGAUUGCCUCAUGAGUCUUAUGCACAAUACUAUGGAUGUUUUUUCAAACUGUGUUUUAGAAAAUGAAAACAGGAAGAACGACAACCCACAACCUAUGUAAGUACACACUGCAGCUGAAAUGAAUUCAGCUCUUGAGGUGAACCACCUUUAGUAAGGCAGCAUAAAAUUCUGAGGCCCCUCCAUGCCCUGAAUGUGGACCCACGGUCACAGCUUCUUUUUCACUACACUGUAUUCAUAAUAACAGAAGAGCAUUACAAAAAAUAAAACGCCCAGCUUAAUCCCUGGAUUAGUGUUGUAGUGUUAGUAUGAAGUCCCUAUUAGUCUCCUUUAUUUUACUAAUUUCUUUAAUUCCAACUUCAAUGUGGAUAAAUGAAGUAGUUUCACCUAUGCUGAAGUUCAUACUAAUGAAUAUACUUGUCUCUAAAUGUUCUCAGCAUCAUGAAAUUAAAAGCAAUUUAAACAUUCUGUGUAACAGGGACUCUAAAAUUUCAUACUAGUGGACAUGCUAGCAUUGAACUUAAAUUUGUGUGGAAUGCUAUUAAAAGCUUUCCAGCCAGAAGUCACUAUUUUUUGUUGAGAUCAGAUGUAAUCCUUCUAGCAGCUGUAUAUCAAGAUUGUUAAUGGUUGGACUCAGUGAUCUUAAAGGUCUUUUCCAACCCAAGUGAUUCUAUGGUUCUAUGAUUGUUCUUUUCAUAAUCUUCUAGACUUGAGGAUUGUCUCUAGGAACUCUACUAUGGAUUAUUUUUAAAUCUAAAUUUAAGCUAUUAUCUUGAUAUCUCUUGGAUAGGAAUCCCAGCGACAUGAUCCUUGGAAUUUAACUGAAGUUGAAAGACUGUAUAAUAACAUACAUUACCAAAAUCCAUUAUGGAAAAAAAAUCAGGAACAUACCUGAGUUUGGCAGGUAGAUUUUUUUUUUUUUUUUUUUUUUUUUUAAUUCCCCAAAAAUGUUGACAGGCUCUUUGAGAAAACAUAUUUAAUGUCCUCUCUAUAGGGAGCAUUGAUUUGUAAUGUCAUGGGUUGAAUAGACUGUUUUAACCUCCUAAGUGAAAUUGAAGGUUCAGUUACACAUGAAUUGUUUAAACCAGAAAUUUCUGAUGCUUUGCAGCUCAAAAGGGAGAAGUUUGAUUUUUAGCUUUGACAAGAGAAGGCUGAUAUUUGUUAAAAUAUUUUGUACCAACAAAACCUAGAUUUUUUCAGUCUCUUAUUAAUUGAUUGGAGUAUGGUGCCCAUUUAAGUUGUCAUUUUGUUGUAUUGUGGCAAAUUGACUACAAAGUAUGAAGUUUAAACACUGGAAUGUCAGUAGUCAUUGAUCUGUAAUUUAGGAGUUGGUUUUAUUUAUCUGAGGGAUGUUUGUAUAUUUUGUAAAUUACUAACAAGGCUCUACCAUCCUGGUGAAUGUCAUGGUUCUGUACAAAUGCACUUCUGUCCUUCUGUUGCAUGUCUGAGUAGUUAGAAGUUUUGUAUAUUUAUUGUAUUAACACCGUGUCAUAGAAUAAACAAAGACUUUUUUUCGUGGAUGUUUGCUCUGCAUAGUAUUGACCAAUAUGGGGAUUUCUCUUUUAACUGUCAGGGUAACAUGCAGGGCAGCUGAUCUAUGUAAAAGUCUUGCUUGGUUUUUAUAAUUGUGUAUAUAAAUGCUGUAAUUCUGCUGAAUGGGGAAGCAAUAUGUCCACUGUCAAAAUAAUGUUAAGGUACUGAGAAUUAGUCUACUCAACUGUUACAAAGAAAACUCUUAAACACUUGCAGCCCACUUUCUUGUGCUGUAAACUUAUAAGGGUGAAAAUCUAAACAUGUUCUGUCAUUACUGAAUGAAAUUCUACAGGUAUUGAGUGAAUCUUAAACUACUAUUGAAAGUAAAAUGAAGUUGGUGAAAACAGCA